Morus notabilis is the source of this 2413-nucleotide messenger RNA. RefSeq names its product disease resistance RPP13-like protein 4. The record is from RefSeq and is a predicted model, not a curated record. Bases 11 to 2413 code for a protein of 800 amino acids. NCBI's taxonomy places the organism in Eukaryota, Viridiplantae, Streptophyta, Magnoliopsida, Rosales, Moraceae. The transcript has 3 exons.
GAUACCAAAGAUGAUUUCAUCGAAUUCUAGUAGUGAAAAAAGCUUAAUCAAACUCAUUGAUGAACUUAUAGAAGAAAUCCAAAAAAAAUCUAGAAAAUCUACUGGCGUCAAAGGCGGCGACACGGUUGCUACUCAUGCAGAACGUGACGGCGACAAGGCCGCCCCUGGCAACAAAAGCACUCUUAAAGAAGAAGGAGCCGCCCCCGCCGAAAGUAUUGCCAGUACCAAUACUGGCGGCGACAAGGUUGGUACCGAUAAACCUGGCGGUGACACCGGUAAAAAUGAAGGCGGCGGCGCAGAAGCCAUCGGAAGUGUCCCCAGUACUAGUACUAGCGGCAAAGCUUUUUGCAAAUGGCUAGCUUUUCUGAAGAAGCGUAAGACUAGCACAACUGAUGGCCAGAAAAAGGAGGAGGAGCCAACGAAAAGCACCGAUGCUCCUCCUCCUCCGCCGUGUGAUGAUCAAAUCCAACGUCUGCAUACCAACCUCGUCCAAAUGAAAGCCGCAAUGGAGAGACUCAACAGCUUCGAGAAGGCAUUUCGUCCCAAGGUUGAAGAUCACGGGAAACAAAUCACCGUACUGCUUGGAACACUGGAAAAAUACUUGUCACCACCGCAACUUGGCGGUUCUUCGAAAGAUAUCGAUGUCGGCGACAACGUCAAGGGCAUCCAGGAAAGCCUCGACAAGAUCAACAAGGAGAUGAGGAAGUUGAAGCUCCGGAUUCCGUCGUCAUCGUCGAAAUUAGGCUUGGAGGCGAUGAAGAAGAGAAGCGAUGAGACAAGUGGUAGUGCUGCAUUAAUAGGCGGUGAGCUGGAUAAGCUGCUGAGCUUAGACGCAAGUGGGAGCUUCAACCAAACCUGUGUCUUUGAAGAAAUCAAAGAUAUUUACGAAGGGUUAGAGGAUAAAGCCAAGAAGUGUUUGUUGUGCUUCUCCCUGUUCACCGAGAAUGAGGAACUGAAGAAGAGGAUGCUGACUUAUUGGUGGGAGGGAGAGGGGUUUCUGAGGGCGGAUGACGGCGACGGGAAAAAGGCGAUUGAGGAUGCCGCAGGCGAAAUACUGGAGCGGUUCGAGGCCAAAGGGUUGAUCGAACCAGUCUUCAAGAAGCGGCAGUCGACCGCCAAGGCUUACCGGAUGCAGCCUGUCGUCCGGUCGGCUAUCAUUAAGUUUGCCGACGAGGAACGUGUGUUCAGUUGCGAUGCGAGCGGGAAUCUGGCGGUGAAAUUGUCUUCGGAGACGACCAAGCAAGGGAAAGCUACCAAUUCUUCAAAUCAGCCGUCGCAAUCGCCGUCAUCGUCGUCAAACAAGGAGCAAGAAAAAUCGUAUCUUGAGGACAAACUGGAGACGAUAUUCAAUGUGAAUGAGUCAUUUCCUGAUCUUGGAUUGAAGUGGUUACUAAAAAUGAAAGCUCUCAAAGUUCUCUAUCUCGGCACUUGGCGUGCCUCAGCUAAGCAUCAUAUCGAAGUGGACAGCAGUGAUUUCUUGAAAGGGUUGAAACUUAUGUCGUCUCUUAGGCUGCUUAGCCUUCAGGGCAUCUCAAGGAUCAGUGAGCUCACGGAUUCCAUAAAAGGGUUAAGAAGUCUCAGGAUCUUAGAUCUCAAAGCUUGUCACAAUCUUGAAGAACUUCCAAAGGAAAUAUCAUUUCUCAAGAACCUAACGCAUUUAGAUAUCUCCGACUGUUAUCUAAUAGAUCACAUGCCUAAGGGGCUAUCUUCGCUAUUUAAGCUCCAAGUUCUCAAGGGGUUCAUCGUCGACGAUUAUCUUAACCAAACCGGCAAGUUCUGUAUGCUUGAAGAUUUGGUAGUGAUGAAGAAUCUAAGAAAAUUGAGCAUCAUCAUCAGCAAGAAGGAUUUCCCUGCCGAGAAGGAGUUGAACGCGCUCGAAAGACUGGAAGCGCUCGAGAAGCUAACCGUGUCCUGGGGAGCAGAGUCAACUCAAAGGAAGAAUGCAAGUGAUCAUCAACCAAAUGAAGCAAGAAUAUCCCCACAGAAGAGUGAAACUACUAUGGAGAAACCAAAUCCCCAAAGAAAGGUAACUGCUAGUAGUACUUUUUCACAUACGACGACUGCGAAAGAUCUGCCGCAACAUGUUAGUCCUUGGAAGCUUAAGAAACUUGAUCUCCAGUGUUACCCUCAGCAAACAUCUCCCAAGUGGAUGACGCCCCAGAAACUGGCCAGCCUUGAGAAACUCUACAUUAGAGGAGGAAGACUUGGACACGAACUUCUCGGGUUGUCGACAGGAGUCGAGUGGGAAUCGGUUCAGACUCUGCGCUUGAAGUACUUGGCUGCGCUGAAAAUGGACUGGGAAGAGAUGCAAGCGCUUUUUCCAGGGUUGAUUUACUUGGAGAAAGUUGAUUGCCCUUUGAUCUCUAUGUGCCCUUGUGAUGAGGAUGGAGUGUGGGUGAAGCAUACACAAUAA